Rhineura floridana is the source of this 4110-nucleotide messenger RNA. It is a transcript of the gene UNC5A, whose product is annotated as unc-5 netrin receptor A. Gene Ontology annotation, biological process: anterior/posterior axon guidance; netrin-activated signaling pathway. The transcript is spliced from 16 exons. Gene Ontology annotation, cellular component: membrane. Gene Ontology annotation, molecular function: protein binding; netrin receptor activity. The coding region runs from base 442 to 3168 and encodes 908 amino acids. Lineage: Eukaryota; Metazoa; Chordata; Lepidosauria; Squamata; Rhineuridae. The record is from RefSeq and is a predicted model, not a curated record.
ACAAGGCGCUCGCAGCUAGCCCGGCGCUGCCUGGCAGUGGGAACAAGGGAGAGAGAGAGAGAGAAACACAUACGCAGACGCACAGUCGCGCCGCGGCGACCGGCCGGCGACGGGGGUCUAUGCGGCUGCCCGGCGCGGCUUUCCAGUGCUGGCUGCCGGAUCGAGCCCCCUUCUCCAGCCACCGCCCCCCGCCUCCCCGCCAGCUCACCUUUGAAGCCCCGGCGGCGGGUCCGUCCGGCCAUGAGCACCAGAUGGAGCGUGCUGGGAGCCCGUUGGUGGCUGGGGUGCUGAGUGCCCCCGAGGUACCUUGAGGAGGAGUUGCAGCAGCAGCAGCAGCGCGGAGCAGGCUCCAGCUGGGACAUCCCCCGCCUCUUCCCCCCCUCCACCCCUGGUCGCCGGGUCCUGUCCCGUCCUCACUGCGAUCCUCUCUCCUGCCAAGGGAUGGCUUUAUGGCAGCGGCUGAGAGCCCGUGCCCGCAUGGGCACGGGGCUAUGGCAUGUACUGCUGGCUGGCACGAUCCUCACUAGCCACAUUCAUCCCAUUGGUGCCCAGCAGAGUGCCACUGUGCCCAUCCCUGUGCCUGGCUCCGCCUCUGACUUGCUCCCUCACUUCCUGCUGGAACCAGAAGAUGUUUACAUUGUCAAGAACAAACCGGUGACCCUGGCCUGCAAGGCCACACCUGCCACCCAGAUCUACUUCAAGUGCAAUGGCGAGUGGGUGCACCAGGGUGACCACAUCAUACAACGCAGCAUGAACAAAACCACAGGCCUGCCCCUCAUGGAAGUGCAGAUUGAUAUCUCGCGGCAGCAGGUGGAGAAGAUCUUUGGUUUGGAAGAGUACUGGUGCCAGUGCGUAGCCUGGAGCACGUCCGGCACCACCAAGAGCCAGAAGGCCUACGUGCGCAUUGCUUAUCUGCGGAAGAAUUUUGAGCAGGAGCCAGUGGCCAAAGAGGUCUCUAUUGAGCAGGGAAUUGUGUUGCCUUGCCACCCUCCAGAGGGGAUCCCACCAGCGGAAGUCGAGUGGCUGCGCAACGAAGACCUCGUGGACCCAGCACUGGACCCCAAUUUCUACAUCACACUGGAGCACAGCCUGGUGGUGAAGCAGGCCCGCCUGGCUGACACGGGCAACUAUACCUGUGUGGCCAAGAACAUUGUGGCCCGCCGUCGCAGCUCGCCUGCUGCUGUCACUGUCUAUGUGAAUGGCGGCUGGUCGACGUGGACGGACUGGUCAGCCUGUAGCACCAGCUGUGGACGGGGCUGGCAGAAGCGGAGCCGGAGCUGCACCAACCCAACGCCACUCAACGGGGGGGCCUUCUGUGAGGGCCAGAAUGUGCAGAAAAGUUCUUGCGCCACCCUGUGCCCAGUGCCUGGCGGUUGGUCAGCAUGGAGCUUGUGGUCAGUGUGCGGUGCAGACUGUACACACUGGCGAAGCCGUGAAUGCUCGGAUCCAGCACCCCGGAAUGGUGGGGAUGAGUGCCAAGGGCCUGAACUGGAGACCCGCAACUGCACCAGUGAACUGUGCGCUCAUGGAACAGGUAGCUCUGAGGAUGUGGCUCUGUAUGUGGGCCUGGUCGCUGUGGCUGUGUGCCUGGUGCUGCUACUCCUAGUGGUAACCCUUAUCUACUGCCGCAAGAAGGAAGGUCUGGAUUCUGAUGUGGCUGAUUCUUCUAUUCUCACUGCAGGCUUCCAGCCGGUCAGCAUCAAGCCAACCAAAGCCGAUAACUCCCACUUACUUACUAUCCAGCCUGACCUGAGCACCACCACCAUGACCUACCAGGGCUCACUGUGCCCACGCCAGGAUGGACCCAGCAAAUUCCAGAUUGGCAAUGGGCACCUGCUGAGCCCCCUGGGCAGUGGGCGCCACACCCUGCACCAUAGUUCACCCAGUGCCGAUCCUGUGGACUUUGUCUCUCGGUUCUCUACCCAGAGUUUCUUCCGCUCCUUGCCCAGGAGUGGUGCCAACAUGGCUUAUGGAACCUUCAACUUCCUGGGUGGACGAUUAAUGAUACCCAACACAGGUGUCAGCUUGCUCAUCCCACCUGAUGCCAUCCCACGAGGGAAGAUCUAUGAAAUCUAUCUGACGCUGCACAAGCAGGAAGAUGUGAGGCUGCCCCUGGCUGGCUGUCAGACCCUGCUGAGCCCCAUUGUCAGCUGUGGUCCUCCAGGAGUGCUGCUCACCAGACCUGUCAUCCUAGCCAUGGACCACUGUGUGGAGCCAAACCCUGAGACCUGGAGUCUCCACCUCAAGAAGCAAUCGUGUGAGGGCACAUGGGAGGAUGUGCUGCACCUGGGUGAACCAGUACCCUCGGAACUUUAUCACUGCCAGCUGGAACCCCAGGCUUGCUACAUCUUCACUGAACAACUGGGCCGCUUUGCUUUGGUGGGGGAAUCGCUCAGCAUGGCUGCUUCAAAGCGCCUCAAACUGGUCCUCUUCGCACCCACCACUUGUACUGGGUUGGAAUAUGAUGUCCGUGUGUAUUGCCUCAGUGACACCCGUGAUGCACUCAAGGAAGUCGUGCAAGUAGAGAAGCAGAUGGGGGGACAGCUAAUUGGUGCACCACGGAUCCUGCACUUCAAGGACAGUUACCACAAUCUGCGUCUCUCCAUCCAUGAUGUGCCCAGCUCACUGUGGAAGAGCAAACUUCUUGUCAGCUAUCAGGAGAUUCCCUUCUAUCACCUUUGGAGUGGGCUUCAGCCUUACCUACACUGCACCUUCACAUUGGAGCGACUCAGCACAAGCACUUGCCAGUUGGCUUGCAAAAUAUGGAUCUGGCAGGUGGAGGGCGAUGGGCAGAGCUUCAAUAUCGACUUCAACAUUGCCAAGGAUGCACGGUUCUCGGAUUGGCUGCCCCCAGACAACGAGGCUGGCUCCCCUGCCCUUGUGGGCCCCAGUGCCUUCAAAAUCCCCUUCCUCAUCCGUCAGAAGAUUAUAAGCAGCUUGGAUGCACCAGGGGCUCGUGGGGCUGACUGGAGAGCACUAGCCCAGAAGCUGCACCUCGACAGCCAUCUCAGCUUCUUUGCUUCGAAACCCAGCCCAACAGCCAUGAUCUUGAACUUAUGGGAAGCAUGUCACUUCCCCAACGGGAACCUCAACCAGCUGGCUGCUGCUGUGGCUGAAGUGGGCAAGCAGGACAGCUCCCUCUUCAUGGUUUCAGAGGCUGAGUGCUAAGGUGCUUGGUGGGGGCAGCACAGGCCUUUGCUGGGGGAUGACAGGGGCCAUCUCCAUUUGAAGGAGGUAAUGUUCCCACGUGUCCUGCUUUGAAUAUGCCUGUGUGCCCCAUCUGAGGCAUACUGGCCUCAUGCCCUCUGUUCUUUGUGCCAAAUACAACCAGAAGGUUAGCACACUGGGCUCAGUCUCUAGUAGCCAUGGGGUUAAAAAAAAACUACUGAAUGCCUGUCCUGCUGCUGCCAUGGAAGCUCUGGGACUGGCCAAGGGAAGCCUGUCCCAUCUAUUGGAGUAGGCUGGCAAUGAAUUCUGUUACUCUGCUAUCAGGGUUGAUCAUGUACGCAGGGCCCUCUUCUUCCCUAGCAUGGGAAGAGAGAUGGCUGGCUUAGCACUCAUUGUGAGUGACCAGGACAAAAAGAUAAGCUUGGUCCUGGAGCUGAGAUGUCUGUAUCUCUCCCACUGUAGCCCCCAGGAAGCUCCAUGCUGAGAUAAAGUAGUGGAGGAUAGUACAAGUUGUUUCCAGAGCCAUCUCUGUAUAUUUUUGCUCCAGCCCAAGAGAUACCCAUGACUCUGUGAUAGAGGGCAGCCCAGGGGUUGGUGGUUUGCUGACACUGGGAGCCCCAAGGUGACAAGGGAGGGAGAGGAGAUGCAGGUAGAGGGCAGCCCAGGGAUGUGGGCUAUGCUGUACUGGAUGAUGGGAUCUGUGCCUCCUUAGUCCUUGCCCAGUGUAUAUGCAAAGGGAAUUGUGCGUGUGCGUGGCAGUCCAAUCUGUGCAGUGAAGUGUGCUGGACCAGGCGAGUCCAUGCCGUAUUGUGUAAAGAUCGUUUUUUAUUCUGUAUUCAAGUGCAUUCAAGUAUUUACACUUGGCCUUAUGUACAUAUAAACAUCCCGCACAGGGUUUUAGCGGGCAUGAAUGUAAAUAAAUAAUAUAUAUAUAUUGCUACA